Maylandia zebra (zebra mbuna) is the source of this 2065-nucleotide messenger RNA. It is a transcript of the gene tmem179ba, whose product is annotated as transmembrane protein 179Ba. NCBI's taxonomy places the organism in Eukaryota, Metazoa, Chordata, Actinopteri, Cichliformes, Cichlidae. The record is from RefSeq and is a predicted model, not a curated record.
UGACUGCGGGUGAAGGUAAUAAAAAAGAUACAAUAUCACCGGAAAUCAAACUGUUUGACCUCCAGAAUAUAACCCAGCUGAAGAACACACGGCUCUUUUCUCUGCAGACGCGGACUAAGCUGCUGCUGGAUGAUGGCGUUAGCGGGGCUACUGGUGCUGGAGUGGGGUCUCUACAUCAGCUGUUUUGUCUGCGGGAUUGUUACCGCAGCGUCUGUCACCAUCGUCCAGGGUAAUUUCGGAGGUCACUGUAUGCUGUACGGAGCGGUCAGCUAUAAUGCCACGUCCAAGCUCAUCGGAGUCCAGUCGUCCACAUCCUCCUCUUUGUGUUACUUUGUGUCGGCCAUAUCAAUCAUGGUGGCAGUGGUGUGUUUCUCUCUGUCUGUGUACUGGGUGUACACUUUCUGCAGCGAAGGGGAACUCAAAAGGGAGAAUGUGUGGAUGAACGUGAUUAUUGCCGUCUCCGGCGUUUUCCUGUUCUUCCUGCUCGUCACGGGCUGCAUGUUGAAGAUCGGGCGCGACACGCUCUGCUCGUCUGUCACGAAAAACGUCCCCAACACUACCAGUUGUGAAAAAGCCCAGUCUGAAAAAUGGGCCAGCCCACUUGAUGGAGAGAGGUUCUACAGCAGUCUACAUAAAGCCGAGACGGCAGUGUGGAUCAACUUCUUCUUCUGGCUCAUCAUCGGGGUUUUGGUGAUCAUCCAGAGGCGUCGGGGCUCAGCGUCCAAGCUGAUUGGAGCCGCACCAACUGGAAGCCUUUUCGGGGAGACGGGUGUGACGCCCGAAGAGACUGAGCCGUUUUUCAACCGUCCUGGAAGGCUCCAGUGAGAACGGGUGUGAGCGAGGGGGUUAUAAAAGCACAUAAGACCAAAUAGUGGGAGCGGGUGUGGAAAAAGGUUAAAUGAAGUGUUUUAAGGAUUUCAGUGAACAACAUUUUGAGAAUGCACGUGGAAGGUUUUGCAGAUAUUAGAUUUUGGGUUUAACAGUAUGUAUAAAGCACCACAAAACCAAAACUCCGCUCGACGAGGAUGGGAUUUGAACCCAUGCGUGCAGAGCACAAUGGAUUAGCAGUCCAUCGCCUUAACCACUCGGCCACCUCGUCACCUGAAUGCACAAGCAUGCAGAGCCUGUCUGUCUGUGUCAGGACACACUGGAAACACUGAAGCGCUGUCAGGCGCUGGUACUGAAUUUACCCAUUUCCCACAUCUCACCCGCCGCGUCACAUCUACGUCUGUGGACUCCACAGAAACUUAUCUGUUUUUUAUUCAGAGCGAGCUUGUGUUGGGUUUGUUUACACAGCCAACGAACGGGAGGGUGUUUAUCACAAGGUUUGAUUUUAUAAUUUAACUGUGCUCAGAUGUACUUUUGACGAGUAAGACUAAGAAUUUUCUACAUAAAACACUUUUUUCUUUUUACUGAUUUCACAAAACCGGAAUCUGCCAUAGACUUUUUUUUAACACAUUUUAUUUUUGUUGACUGUAAAAUCCUAAAACACUGCAUUGUCUUCAAGUUUAAGGUGUCAACACGUGGCUUUAAAGAUCGCUUAGUAUUGAUCUGUGUGGUGAUUAUGUCAUUAGAAACUAAAAAGAAAUAAAAAGAAAAACAGGAAGACGUUUCACUGUUUGUUUGUUUUUUGAUUGUUGAUUGUUGUGUGACACUGACUUUUACAACCUUUAACCAAAGAAGCGUCUGAGGCUGUUCUGCUGAAAUCUGCUGCUGGGUUCAUCCACACUGAUUCAGUAUGCUUUUGAUUUUGAUUUGACUUGAAACAUUUGUUGGUGACCACAGGUAGUUAGCUUACAGUGCCACCGUCUGAUGAAACACGCUGCAGCUGAACACUGGAAAUAACGUUUAGACGUUAAAAAAUUGAAAUUCUAACCUUUUCUAAGCUCGGGCCUGACGUUCAGUGAGGUGUGCUUCUUACAUCUGACUGUGUGUUUGCAAUGCUGCGCUUUAUUUGUGACAUUUCUGGACAUGCUCAUGUUUGUCGUGGGGAACAGGCAUAUGGAAACGUUGAAUAAUGUCUCCCUCUAGUGGCUAAUAAUAAAUAAAGAUUCACUUGCACCAA